Gloeophyllum trabeum ATCC 11539 is the source of this 588-nucleotide messenger RNA. RefSeq lists its product as uncharacterized. NCBI's taxonomy places the organism in Eukaryota, Fungi, Basidiomycota, Agaricomycetes, Gloeophyllales, Gloeophyllaceae. The record is from RefSeq and is a predicted model, not a curated record. Bases 1 to 588 code for a protein of 195 amino acids. The transcript is spliced from 2 exons.
AUGUAUCUUACCUAUCGUCCUUUCCCAUAUUGGACCCAGCGUGCGUAUCAUGGACAGCCUGUUCCACCACAAGGUGCAAAUAAAUCUGCGUACCCCGAGAUCAGCCCUAUUCUGGCGUGCGAUAUGACGUUCAUAAAAUACGACGUGCGUAAGGCACCCGAACACGGAAUGGACAUGGGCUGUUACUAUGGCUUUUCCGGCCGGAGCGCGGGUGCUAAGAAAGAAUUAACAACGCUCCAUCUAAUUUCAAAGGACUUCCCUUGGAGUUUCACGGUGGAGGGCGACGAAGCGAAGCCGAUAACAUGCAACGAUGUGUGGCAAAAGCUCCACGAAGAGCUGGAGCUCGCUCUGGAAAACUGCCUGUGGGGUGCGUUAGAUGACAAAAGGAGAAGAAAAAUUGUGGCCAAUUUUGAGCACAGAAAGCGCGAAGACAAGGAGGGGGAUACUCAACUGAUGAGGAUGGACUGGCUUGGCCGCCGCACUGUAUUUGUGGGAGUCGAGAAAGACGACGCUUUUGCAAAGUCGAGAGCCUUACCGGGCAGCGAUGAUGGUGAAGAGACCUGGGUCGUGAAAAUGGAGAAGUGGUAG